GCAGUGCUGCCGGGGCUGCCAGGGAACUGCCUGAGAGACUGCGGCUCAGCCGAGCUCUCUGAAGGGGCAGGGGGCGGGAACAGACGUGUGCAUGUGGUUCUGCCCUGGCCUGGGAGUGUGGACACCCUAGCUGGUCCCCAGGCUCAGGGCCAUGGGCCCCGAGAGAGGACCACCCCAAAGCGCUUUUCUCCCGGCUUUGAGACCAGAGUGCGAGCCUUGCGGGAACACCCGGCCAGAGUGCUUGAAUGCGGAGUUCAUUGCUUCAAAAGGCUCAAGACGUAUGCCAACUUUCCAGAAGCACCUCAGGAGGAGGCUUCUCUCAGCAAUAGGCUCAAGACGUAUGCCAACCUUCCAGAAGCACCUCAGGAGGAGGCUUCUCUCAGCAAUAGGCUCAAGACGUAUGCCAACUUUCCAGAAGCACCUCAGGAGGAGGCUUCUCUCAGCAAUAGGCUCAAGACGUAUGCCAACUUUCCAGAAGCACCUCAGGAGGAGGCUUCUCUCAGCAAUAGGCUCAAGACGUAUGCCAACUUUCCAGAAGCACCUCAGGAGGAGGCUUCUCUGAGCAAUAGGCUCAAGACGUAUGCCAACUUUCCAGAAGCACCUCAGGAGGAGGCUUCUCUGAGCAAUAGGCUCAAGACGUAUGCCAACUUUCCAGAAGCACCUCAGGAGGAGGCUUCUCUCAGCAAUAGGCUCAAGACGUAUGCCAACUUUCCAGAAGCACCUCAGGAGGAGGCUUCUCUCAGCAAUAGGCUCAAGACGUAUGCCAACUUUCCAGAAGCACCUCAGGAGGAGGCUUCUCUGAGCAAUAGGCUCAAGACGUAUGCCAACUUUCCAGAAGCACCUCAGGAGGAGGCUUCUCUGAGCAAUAGGCUCAAGACGUAUGCCAACUUCCCAGAAGCACCUCAGGAGGAGGCUUCUCUCAGCAAUAGGCUCAAGACGUAUGCCAACUUCCCAGAAGCACCUCAGGAGGAGGCUUCUCUCAGCAAUAGGCUCAAGACGUAUGCCAACUUUCCAGAAGCACCUCAGGAGGAGGCUUCUCUCAGCAAUAGGCUCAAGACGUAUGCCAACUUCCCAGAAGCACCUCAGGAGGAGGCUUCUCUCAGCAAUAGGCUCAAGACGUAUGCCAACUUUCCAGAAGCACCUCAGGAGGAGGCUUCUCUCAGCAGUAGGCUCAAGACGUAUGCCAACUUCCCACAAGCACCUCAGGAGGAGGCUUCUUUCAGCAAUAGGCUCAAGACGUAUGCCAACUUUCCAGAAGCACCUCAGGAGGAGGCUUCUCUCAGCAGUAGGCUCAAGACGUAUGCCAACUUCCCACAAGCACCUCAGGAGGAGGCUUCUUUCAGCAAUAGGCUCAAGACGUAUGCCAACUUUCCAGAAGCACCUCAGGAGGAGGCUUCUCUCAGCAAUAGGCUCAAGACGUAUGCCAACUUUCCAGAAGCACCUCAGGAGGAGGCUUCUCUCAGCAAUAGGCUCAAGACGUAUGCCAACUUUCCAGAAGCACCUCAGGAGGAGGCUUCUCUCAGCAAUAGGCUCAAGACGUAUGCCAACUUUCCAGAAGCACCUCAGGAGGAGGCUUCUCUCAGCAAUAGGCUCAAGACGUAUGCCAACUUUCCAGAAGCACCUCAGGAGGAGGCUUCUCUCAGCAAUAGGCUCAAGACGUAUGCCAACUUUCCAGAAGCACCUCAGGAGGAGGCUUCUCUCAGCAAUAGGCUCAAGACGUAUGCCAACUUCCCAGAAGCACCUCAGGAGGAGGCUUCUCUCAGCAAUAGGCUCAAGACGUAUGCCAACUUUCCAGAAGCACCUCAGGAGGAGGCUUCUCUCAGCAAUAGGCUCAAGACGUAUGCCAACUUUCCAGAAGCACCUCAGGAGGAGGCUUCUCUCAGCAAUAGGCUCAAGACGUAUGCCAACUUUCCAGAAGCACCUCAGGAGGAGGCUUCUCUCAGCAAUAGGCUCAAGAGGUAUGCCAACUUCCCAGAAGCACCUCAGGAGGAGGCUUCUCUCAGCAAUAGGCUCAAGAGGUAUGCCAACUUCCCAGAAGCACCUCAGGAGGAGGCUUCUCUCAGCAAUAGGCUCAAGACAUAUGCCAACUUUCAAGAAGCACCUCAGGAGGAGGCUUCUCUCAGCAAUAGGCUCAAGACGUAUGCCAACUUUCCAGAAGCACCUCAGGAGGAGGCUUCUCUCAGCAAUAGGCUCAAGACGUAUGCCAACUUUCCAGAAGCACCUCAGGAGGAGGCUUCUCUCAGCAAUAGGCUCAAGACGUAUGCCAACUUUCCAGAAGCACCUCAGGAGGAGGCUUCUCUCAGCAAUAGGCUCAAGACGUAUGCCAACUUUCCAGAAGCACCUCAGGAGGAGGCUUCUCUCAGCAAUAGGCUCAAGACGUAUGCCAACUUCCCAGAAGCACCUCAGGAGGAGGCUUCUCUCAGCAAUAGGCUCAAGACGUAUGCCAACUUUCCAGAAGCACCUCAGGAGGAGGCUUCUCUCAGCAAUAGGCUCAAGACGUAUGCCAACUUCCCAGAAGCACCUCAGGAGGAGGCUUCUCUCAGCAAUAGGCUCAAGACGUAUGCCAACUUUCCAGAAGCACCUCAGGAGGAGGCUUCUCUCAGCAAUAGGCUCAAGACGUAUGCCAACUUUCCAGAAGCACCUCAGGAGGAGGCUUCUCUCAGCAAUAGGCUCAAGACGUAUGCCAACUUUCCAGAAGCACCUCAGGAGGAGGCUUCUCUCAGCAAUAGGCUCAAGACGUAUGCCAACUUUCCAGAAGCACCUCAGGAGGAGGCUUCUCUCAGCAAUAGGCUCAAGACGUAUGCCAACUUUCCAGAAGCACCUCAGGAGGAGGCUUCUCUCAGCAAUAGGCUCAAGACGUAUGCCAACUUUCCAGAAGCACCUCAGGAGGAGGCUUCUCUCAGCAAUAGGCUCAAGACGUAUGCCAACUUUCCAGAAGCACCUCAGGAGGAGGCUUCUCUCAGCAAUAGGCUCAAGACGUAUGCCAACUUUCCAGAAGCACCUCAGGAGGAGGCUUCUCUCAGCAAUAGGCUCAAGACGUAUGCCAACUUUCCAGAAGCACCUCAGGAGGAGGCUUCUCAGCAAUAG
Molecule: messenger RNA, 3087 nt
Organism: Rangifer tarandus platyrhynchus (Svalbard reindeer)
Lineage: Eukaryota; Metazoa; Chordata; Mammalia; Artiodactyla; Cervidae
Source: the annotation of a GenBank genome assembly